AAAUUGUAUUCCCAGUCAGACUGUGGUGUGUUGCAAGGAUGUUCUGUUUGUGCAGUGGACUUUCAAGGUGUUGUUUAUCAUUGUAAAACUUUAGAUUAUUGAUGAUGACUCAGUUAUUUGGAUUGUUAGUUUACUGAUGAACUGACUUACGGUACUGCUAAAGAAGUGGUCCUUAUCAAACACAAGUAAAAUUGAGUUUCAGUGACUAGUAGAAGUAAAAUCUUAAAACAAAUUGAAACAUUUUGAACAAAAAUUAUUUUUUAAUGAAAAGUGAAAAUAUGGAUAAGAAGCAGAGUUGGCCGGAGUGGGUUUAUCCAGAGUGGAGAGUGGACAGUGGACUCCUGAGUCCGGAGAGAUGGUUACAGGGCAAACAAGAGUGUGAUGGAGCGGAGGGCUUGUGGAGGGUCCACGAUGGGCUGUAUGACCUCUCCUUGUGGAUACAUUCACAUCCUGGUGGAGCGCAAUGGCUUCAAGAUACCAAGGGAACAGAUAUCACUGAGGCCUUUGAAUCACAUCACUUAAGCCCCCUGGCAACAAAAAUACUACCUAAUUUUUAUGUUCGAAAGGCAAACGCACCAAGGAAUUCCCCAUUUACUUUCAAGGAUGAUGGGUUCUUCCGAAUGAUGAAGUCUAGAGUUUAUGAAAAGCUGAAACAUGUGCCACCAGGGCCCAGUAGACACUCAAAGAUGCUUCUAGAUUCGUUGGCUACAAGUACAAUUGUUUUGUCAGUGUUGGCAGCACUGUAUCAGAGUUUCUUGCUGGGGUUUGUUGCUGGAAUGUUGCUCACAAUGACAACAAUCUGUUCCCACAACUUUUUUCAUCAGAGGGACAGCUGGAGAAUGUACCUGUUCAACAUGUCCUUGUUCACUGUGAGACACUGGAGGAUCUCCCAUGCACUCAGCCAUCACUUGUAUCCUAACACUCAUUAUGACUUGGAGAUUUCCAUGUUCGAGCCAUUUCUCAAAUAUAUUCCGAGUUCAGAAAAAUCAAAAAUUUGGAGCCGUUUAUCUGUAAUAUAUUCCCCAUUUAUAUAUCCCUUCAUCACCCUAGCAGAAGGGAUUAAAAGGACAUUAACUACACAACCUCAACCACAAGAUUUAAUUGGGUUUCUACUACCAACAGUGACGAUUCUGAUUGGUGGUGUGUCAGUUCUUCAAGCUUUGAAGAUGUGGAUCUUCAUCACCUUAGUUGGUAGCUUCUUUUUUGGUGUUAUUGGUGUGAAUGUAGCACACCACCAUCCUGACAUAUUUCACUAUGGAGAUAAGCCAAACAAAGACCGUGAUUGGGGCAUAUUCAGUUUGGCUGCAACAAGGGAUAGAAUUGAGGUCUAUGGAUCUCCAAACCUGGUCCUAUUAACCUUUGGAGAUCAUUGUCUACACCAUCUGUUCCCAACAAUAGAUCAUGUGCACCUGCACAGUCUUUAUCCUAUUUUAGAACAAACUUGUAAAGAAUUUGGAAUCAAAUUCAAGAUGAUGACAACUUUGGACCUUCUCCUUGGCCAGUUCAGACAACUUAUGAGGAGAGAACCGAAUCUCAAAGAGCCUUUGUGUGAUUAAGAUACUGUAUCAUAGAAAUUAAAUACAUAUUUAAUAAAAAUUUUAAAACAUU
Messenger RNA from Macrosteles quadrilineatus (aster leafhopper), 1608 nucleotides. Its product is annotated as cytochrome b5-related protein-like. Gene Ontology annotation, cellular component: mitochondrion. Bases 264 to 1556 code for a protein of 430 amino acids. NCBI's taxonomy places the organism in Eukaryota, Metazoa, Arthropoda, Insecta, Hemiptera, Cicadellidae. The transcript is spliced from 7 exons. Gene Ontology annotation, biological process: lipid metabolic process. The record is from RefSeq and is a predicted model, not a curated record.